Messenger RNA from Lachnellula hyalina, 576 nucleotides. RefSeq names its product Succinate dehydrogenase cytochrome B subunit, mitochondrial (gene sdh3). Gene Ontology annotation, biological process: mitochondrial electron transport, succinate to ubiquinone; tricarboxylic acid cycle. Bases 1 to 576 code for a protein of 191 amino acids. Gene Ontology annotation, cellular component: membrane. The transcript is spliced from 3 exons. Lineage: Eukaryota; Fungi; Ascomycota; Leotiomycetes; Helotiales; Lachnaceae. The record is from RefSeq and is a predicted model, not a curated record. Gene Ontology annotation, molecular function: succinate dehydrogenase activity; electron transfer activity.
AUGUUGACACAGAGAAUAGCCCAGCAAUCGCUGCGCAGGCUCGCAGCCAGCCAGCCCGGCCUUGUAUCCCAAAGCAUGGCAUUCAAGAAGUUUGCUGCUCCCGCCGCAAUAAUGGGCUCUUCUCUGCAGACCCGACCAAUAACAACGCAACCGAUGAAGCCCUCCGACUCGUACGAAAUCCUCGUCGCUCAACGGAAGAACCGCCCCAACUCACCCCACCUCACCAUCUACCAACCCCAAAUUCCCUGGAUCCUCUCGAUCACCAACCGCAUCACAGGCUCCGUCCUAUCCGGUGCAUUCUACAUUUUUGGCUCCGCAUAUCUUGUCGCGCCACUCUUUGGCUGGCAUCUGGAUAGCGCCAGCCUGGCUGCUGCGUUUGGCGCCUGGCCUGUUGCCGCCAAGGUGUUGACGAAAUUCGCGUUUGCGCUCCCGUUCACAUUUCACAGCUUCAAUGGGAUCAGGCAUUUUGUGUGGGAUUCGGGGAAGGCGUUCAAGAAUGCAACUGUAAUUAAGACGGGUUGGGUUGUGAUGGGGUUGACGGGUGUUAGUUCGUUGGCCUUGGCUCUGUUCUUGUGA